AUGGCGCUACCCCUGGGCAAGCUGGGGGAUCUGGUGCUGAAGACGCUCAGCAAGCCGCUCGCCAAGGCCAUUAAGCGCCGCGCCGCCAGCCACCCCAAGUUCCGCGCCUCCAUCGCCAACUGGGCGCAGGUGCGUGCGCACAGAGGCUCCGCGCGAAGGGCUCCGCGUGUGGGGGCCACGCAUAGGUUGCGCGCACAGCCUCCGCGCGUACUGAGCGUGGUUCCGCACAUAGGGUGCGCGCAUUGCUACCCCAAGUUCUGCGCGUUCAUCGCCAACUGGCGCCGGUGGGUGCGCGCAGGGACGCCACGCUCACCGCGCACACCUCCCAUUGUCGUCCCCAACACCUGCUUUUGCUUCCCGCCGUCCCUCCUCACGCCCCUCCUCCCGCCAUCCCCUCUCUCCCCCAUUCUCCCUCUCCCCCUUUUUCCCCCUCUUCCCCGCCUCUCAACGCCCCUCAGGGCUUCCCCUCCCCCCUUCCCCCCUUCAACCCCCCCCCCCCCUUCCCCCUCCCCAGGGCUACCACCGGUUCACGGUGCGGCUGCAGAGGCGGCUGUACGGGCAGAAGGGGGAAGACGACCCUACCCUCUCACCACCACUCCCCUCCCCCCUUCCCCCCUUCAACCCCCCCCCCCCCUUCCCCCUCCCCAGGGCUACCACCGGUUCACGGUGCGGCUGCAGAGGCGGCUGUACGGGCGAGGCAGGUUAGGCCUACCCACUCACCACCGCUGCGCCCCCCCUCUCUCUUCCCCCUGGCAGGGCUACCACCGGUUCACGGUGCGGCUGCAGCGGCGGCUGUACGGGCAGGCCCCUGCGGGGCACAUCAAGCGGUUGAACGAGGAGAAGGCCGUCAACACCGCCAGCGAGGUGGUGGGGGAGCUGAUCGUGUUCGCUGUGGCGGGGGGCGUGGUGUUCAUCGAGGCGGCUCGGAGCGCGCGGUCGAAUGCGCGCAAGGAGGCCAAGCUGAAGCAGGAGCGCGAGGCGCUGCACGAGAGGGACAGGCAGCUGGAGGAGGAGGCGACGCGGCUGAGGGAGCGAGUGGAGCAGCUUGAAGAGGCUCUGGCUGCUGACGUCUGGCUACCACGAGCAGCAGCAGGGGAUGGGGUGGUGAGGAUUAACGACAUGGAAGGAGGGGAUGGGGUUGUGGAGGGGGGUGGUGGAGGGGAGGAAGAGGGAGGAAUGGACGGAAAGGCGAGAGUUGGUACAAUCAGUUGA
Molecule: messenger RNA, 1212 nt
Organism: Closterium sp. Yama58-4
Lineage: Eukaryota; Viridiplantae; Streptophyta; Zygnematophyceae; Desmidiales; Closteriaceae
Source: the annotation of a GenBank genome assembly